Ostrea edulis (European flat oyster) is the source of this 5008-nucleotide messenger RNA. RefSeq lists its product as uncharacterized. The record is from RefSeq and is a predicted model, not a curated record. NCBI's taxonomy places the organism in Eukaryota, Metazoa, Mollusca, Bivalvia, Ostreida, Ostreidae. The transcript has 4 exons. Bases 3472 to 4521 code for a protein of 349 amino acids.
GUUUACAGACAGUAAUGCCAGAGAGUACACGCACUACUAUGCAGCAUGUUCAGUAUUUGCUAAUACGGUAUAUGAUAUUUGUAGAUGUUUAGAAGGAGCGACAAAAAUUAUCACCUGUUAUUCGCAUAAUCGAUCAUAAGGCGGACAAAAUACUAUAAUCAAACAAAUGAAAAUUGAUUUUGCUAGUAGAACUGGAAAACGUCAAACAUGAGCGCUCAGCAUGUAUUGCUGCAGAGGCGAUUUAGAAAGCCGCUGGAUUUGAUUUCAACCGUGUGAACAGUUUUGAAAUUCGCGAUCGGUAACACACAACGUCGAAUGAAAAAACAAUACGCCUUGCAAAAAAUCAUGAAAAUUUGAUCCCUGUCAGCUCUAAUGGGAUGUGACGUCAGCAAAUCAACAGACGUAAUUGAAAAUGAAGAGAUUGAAAGUGAAACCUUCGAUUUCACAGACACACAGAUAGACACGAUACGAAGCACGUGGCCAAUCUUGGCAAAUGAUAUGGCGGAUAUUGGGACAAAGGUGUUUCUGAAAAUUUUCCUCGUGGAGCCAAAAUUAAAAUACACAUUUCCUUUAUUCAGGUACUAUUGUCAAUAUUUUUGUCUUUUAUUGAAAUUUAAACAGGAAAGAAAUAUCUGAUCUAGAAAAAGUGGUACUGCCUUUUUAAGCGUAGUCAUAUCUUAUAGUUAUAAUCUUACAAAUAAAACAUGCAUUUCUCUUUGACAUGCUCACUUGAAAUAAAGUUGUUUUUUUUUUAAAAAAGAAUAUUAGUAUUGUAAAAAUCCAUUUCAUGUAAAUACUUAAAAUCACUAUUCUCUGGGUAUCCAAGCGAAAUGUUCUUGUUGCCAAACGAGACUCUAAUUUCACUGUUCUUGCUGCAAAAAAACACCCGGAAAUGCCAUCUUAGAAAACUUCAAAAUUUCGAACACUUUAUCGAACAAUUGCAGAAGAAAAUUGGACGAAGAUGAAAAUUGUCUGGAGGCGAUGGAACACUUCCUGUCUCAGCUAGUUGUAUGAAACAAUCAUUUUAUCAAAAUAUCUCACUGCAUGGGUGGAUAAUAGGCCGUAAUUGUAAUGGAAUUUUUGUGGACUUUCUCUCUGGAAACUUACGUAAUGAAUAGAUGAUGUCAGAAAAUUGACAUAGAAUAUCGAUUUCAGGCAAGAAAGAUAUUUAAUUUUUAUGGCUAUGCGAAAUUGAUUAAUGAUAAGUAAAUACUUUUGCCGGGGUUAAUAUGCCUACAGGAAUGAUUCAUUCUCAUUUUUCUUUUUUGAGCUGCAUUGUAUACAUAGGAAGAUAUUCAAACUCCACUGCGAACUCUGGGAGCAAUUAUGUAAGGUUUAAGCUAGUACCUCAUUUAACACACCAAAACACCUCAAAUGAUAAAUAACUUUUUAUCAAUACUCUCUAAGUGUGCUAGGAAAGAGGUUCGAUUUUUGUUUUGUUUUUGUUCAUGGAUUAAUUGCAAUUAGUAUAAUGGAAUAUACUGGAAAUACGUACUAAAAUUGCUUUCAUCGGAAUCGAUUUCAGCUCAGUCUUAAAGGUCGAGGGAGAUAGAGAGAAAAAGUCUACAGUUUGUCAUGUUUAAUGCAUAAGGUAUUAUGACUGUAAAAUGCAUCGGGGAAUCGUUAAAACGCAUUACUAGAGGAUAUAUAUUCAGGAAUACGGUCUCGUAUCGCAAAAUAAAAACAAAAAUAUCUAAAAUAUGAUAUGAGAUAAUAUUCUGGAGCAUGUUUCGGUGACUGACCAGAAUCGGUGACCUUUUGUUUACGUGUGCGCGUUGUCGUUUCCGGGUGUAAUUUGCGUCAUAAAUUUCGCCGUAGUGUUUGCAAACAUAUAUAGAGUACGUCUUCAAUUUUUUUCCGAAAAUGAACUACUAGAAGGAGAGUAUGCAAACAAUCAACACGAGCACCCCAAAAAUAAGCCCAUUUACUUAUUACUUUUUCAAGCAAACCUUCAAAUUAAUAUAAAGUAUACCAAAAGUCUAGAAUUCUACACUAUGUUAUUUUAUUCAUUGAUUCCUCCUGUAUAUACGUUUUAUGUUUUUGUUACGAAAAUAUAUUCAAUUAACGUACCAAUGAAUUUGGAAUUUUUGGAUGAAAGUAAAGGAAUUUAAUUACUUUAAAGGUAGGUGUGUAAUUUAUUUAUCUAAUCCAAGUGAUUAAUGAGAAAAUCGCGGUUUAUCACUUAGGUCACCGAAACUGGUCAGUCGACGAUACAUGUAUUUACAAUUAUAAUGAUCCAUCUCCCGUUAAAGAUCAAAUCAAAACAUCUCAACAACGAUAUGGCAUAACGUGCAUAGUGUAAUAUUGCAUUUCAUUUCCUUUCUUCUUUUUAUCUUCUAGUGACAUGGAAGAACAUGAACUACUGCAUCAUCCAAUUUUCAUUGAUCACGUGACUCGAUUUAUGCAAAUCAUCGACUAUUUGGUGGAAAAUCUCGACGAACAAAAAUCAGACUUUCAGCAAGUUUUGCUAAUGCUAGGUGCCAAGCACGCAACAUUUCCGGGAUUUCAUGUGUCUCAUUUCAAUGUGUUUACAAAAGCGCUUCUCGAAGUAUGGGAGAGUGCCAUUGGUGAGGAGUUCAUACCGGAAGUUCAAAAGUGUUGGACACAGCUAUUUGCCUACAUAAUGCGAUACAUUUUGCAAGGUUACGAACUCUACAUCAACGAGUGCCAAGACGACAUAGUAGAGGAUAAAACUUAAAACAGAAUUAGAAACUACGAAUGUUGCAUGUAUCGUGAAAUUGAAUAAAACUCAGUGUCAGACAUCUCGCAUUGUAAUUAAAAUCGUGGAAUAUAAUUCGAAGUAUAUUGGAUCUAUCUUAUGUAAUAUGUAGCAUUUGAUUGUAUCAACUCCAGAAUUUAUUAAAAUUUUAUCAUUUAGUUAAAAGCGGAAAAGUUUAUCGACUACACAGCUAUAGCUGAUGGUAUACAAGAUCAGUCUUAUGCCGGUACAACGGUAAAACAUCACACUUGUUUUGAAUGUAAAGUAUGUGUAAAACACGUCGAACGCUCUGAUAACAUUGUUUCCCCGGCUGUGUGAUUCGACCCACGGGAAGUCAACCUCCCAAGGAUCCUCUUCCUCACAAUGCAUACCUGCUGAAUUUAAAGCCCGACUGUCAUGCAAGGCUGAUGAUCAAUAAACAAUCACGGCAUUAAUCAGAUCUGUUAGAUGAUUUGCCUUCAUUCAUAUCCCGCUCUGCAUUGUUUCAAAGGCUGUCUUAAUGCGAUACCUCGCGGCUUUUUCUAUAAGCUAUCAUUUAGAAUCCGGAGCUGUCGCUGCUCAAAUGUCAAAACUUAAUGUUUUCAAAACGAUAUUUUGAUUAUGAGAUGUCCCUUAGAUUAGAAUUCAUAUAUUCUUUUUUAAACUUAUUUUCGUUAUUUGAUGUUUGAAUGUGAUUUAUGGAAGCAAAAGGAAUGAAUAUCGGAUCGGAAAUGAUGAUCGUUAUUUGCUGAUUCUUUGAUCCGCCAACCAAUAUGAAUUAUGGAUACUUUACUCCGGAUUUCUCGGAUGUCGAUGUGCCCCUAGAUGAGGGAAUUGAUUAUGAGGACAAUGUGACAUCGAAACUCCAAAAAUCUCGAAGUAACAGUGCCAUCAGUACCCGGAGUCUUUGUUCUGCACUCGGAAGUCACAUGGAGAUUAGAGCAAAAAGCCAACAUCUUCAUGACGCCACCAUAACCCCUCCACAACAUUAUGAGGUACCUCUCCACCAGCUCCGAGGACUUAGAGGAAUGUACCGUACAGAAAACCUUCCACAGGCUAAAGAUUUAGAAACACUGCAUCUUAUCAACCACAUGUUGAAAUGUGACUCCAGUGUUUACAGGCCAAGGAAAGAGCGUUCGUUAUUUUCCGGGAGAGUCCGGAAUACGCAGCGAUCACAGAACAGUCCGUUACAUUUCCAUCUACGUCGGGAACAGACCCUGCCUGCAAUGCACCUAAAACCCGGCUUUAGCAGGACAACUACCUCAAAGAAGUUCCAAAUUCCUAGAAUAGAACUACACAGCCCAGAGACUAUCGACCUAAAUGCUUAUUCAGGCAAAUUACUUCGGAGACCAGCUGUUCGACCAACUAACCCCCUAGCAGAUACAGACCCCCUUUUUUUCAAAUACACUCAGACAAUUGACUUAAAGCCCAAGGUUUUCAAAACUCCUCAGGAGCAGGAAGCUUACUACGAGGACAAAUACCCACUCCUUCUUCAUGCAAACCCCAGCGACGCCAAAACUCCCCGCAAACCGAAGGAAACAAAGAAAGCGGAAGUUAUCGAAGAUCCGGCUCUAGAGCGCAGACUCACAGUGAUAUCGAGGCUGGGCUACUUAAAGGAAGCUGUAGAUGGUUUAGAAAACGAAACAGAUGACUGCGAAUUCCUCACUGAACUCAGGGACCCUGUUUUUGAUCCAACAAAUUUUCCGUGGAAUCGGUCAGAACACCGGGUUGACGAAGUUCCAAACACUCCUGCAGUUACGCCGUUUAGCAGCCACAGUUCUUCAGAGGGGUCUAGUCAUUCUAGUAGUCCACGAAAUCGAUAACAUGUAUUUUGAAAUAUAGAAUAUGUAUAUAAAUAUGAAUUUUGUUUCAAAGAAGCAGAGGAAAGAUCUUUCGAACACUUGCAUAAUUAAUUUUUUUUUUAUAAUUUAUUCUUUUUCCAUAUUCACAUAAUCAUCAGUAAUAGUAAUGAAGAUACAUAUUAAUCAUUUUAUACAUUCUCACACCAUCUCACACUCUUUCACACUACUAAUUCAGCAUUAUUGGUUGAAUACUUCUUAUUCUAAGUUACAGAUCAAAAAUAGUUUUCCAGUUUUCCCAAAGUCUGUCAAAUUUCAAAACUUCACAUGAUUUAAUUGCUACAAAUUUUCAACUUUGUAUUUGAAAGAAAGAUAAUGUAUCAACCCAGUAAUAUGAGGAAUUUUGUUUUGUUUUGAACAAUUGAAAACAUAUUGUUUGGUAUACAGAAUUAUGAAAUUAACAACUUUAUUACAUAACUAAAUUUUGAUAAAUUGAUUUAGUCCACAAAGA